Molecule: messenger RNA, 2796 nt
Organism: Didymodactylos carnosus
Lineage: Eukaryota; Metazoa; Rotifera; Eurotatoria; Philodinida; Philodinidae
Source: the annotation of a GenBank genome assembly
AUGAGUAUUUCACCUCCUCCACUUUCGCCGCCAAGAUGUGGUAGUGAUAGUGAAGAUGAUGCUGAUGGUAAUUUUUCCGUUUCAUCAUUCGAUAUUUACAAAGACGCUAUCGAUGCCAUCAGAAAUGCACGUUUGACCGAUCAGGAAGAAAUUAAUCAAACAUUAGAAAGAUUUAAAAGUUUAACAACUCGAACAAACGCUUGGCUUUAUCUCAGACAAUAUGAUGAUCUCAUUGAUUUAUUAAUUUCGUAUUUGAACAACGAUUCAACGAAAUCGAAAGCACUAAGUAUUUUUGCUAAUAUAGCAUGUGAUCAAGCAUCUCAUAUGCAGAUACUUGAUACAGAAGUUAUUGAUAUUGUUUGUCGAAACAUAAUUAAUGUUAAGGAAAUUGAUAUAACAAAUCGAUGUUUUCGCUUAUUAGGAAAUAUUUGUACGAUAGCAGAUGCAGCAAAGAAAAUGAUUGAUGCCGAUGUGGCAUUUGUAAUGGGCAAUAUUUUACGCUCAUGUGAAAAUCCAGCUUGUUUGCAUUCUACAAUCCGAUGUUCUAGAAAAUUAAGUCAGUACACAUUUGGUCGUGAGAAGAUGUUAGAUACGAUGUGUUUGUUAUCUAUAUGCAAACAAUUAUUUGCGAAGAAAAUUGAUUUAAGAAAAGAAGCAAUGAAGGCUGUGGUUGAAUGGAAAAUAACGUGUGAUAGAAGUCGAUCGCAGAUACGUGAAGGUCAAAUUUUUAAAUUUCUAAUGUCAACAAUUGAAUCAAAAACGGAUAAAGAAUUUCGUCAUGUAUCAUUUCGUUUAUUACAAAAUUUAUUACAUUAUCCAUGUAUGAGAACAGAAUUUGGUCUAUGUGGUGGUUUUGAUUUUCUUCUAAGAUUAAUUGAUACAAGACAAUCAGUCUAUGAACAUUUACAACUAAUUGGUUUAUCUUGUGUUUGUUGUCAAGAAGUAAAUAAUCGUUUAUUAUUAAAACAAGAUCAAACAAAAUUAAAUAUGUUUUUUGUAUGGUUAAAUAAUCCAAAUUAUCGUACACAUUUAUUGGAUAUGUUAUUAACAGCUUUAGCACAAUUUAUGUUUGAUGAAUCAACACUAAUAAUAUUUACUAAACAAAUGAAUUUAGUUGAAAAUUUAUGUGAAUUAUUAGAACAAAUUUUAGUUAAAUAUGGUAAUCAAGAUGAUGAGAAAACAUUUUAUGAAAAAUAUAUAAAAAAUUACUGUAGUGAUGAUGAUGAUGAUGAUGAAAAAAUUUUAAAAAGAUCAAAUAUAGAUUUAGAUAGUGAAAAUAAAAUAAAACGAUUCAAAUUAGAUAAUAAUGAGAUAAUUCGAAAGAAUAAUUCAUCAAUAAUUAUUGAUAGUCCAUUUCAUGAAAGUUUAUUUAUGGAAUUUGUUGAAAAUAAUAAUACAAAUCUUGAUGAUGAACAACAGAUACAAUCAAUUGAACCAUCUGUAUCCGCAUUUAAAAUUGUUUCUAAUGUUGAAAAAAGACGUCGUACAGAAGCCUUAAUAUUUAUUCUAUUAUCAAAAUUAUCGUAUGAAAAUACAGAUUGUUUAAUUCGUACAUAUUUAUAUAAUAAACGUUUAAUGUGUGCAUUAUUACGUUAUGUACAAUCGGUAAAUGAUUCAAAUCCACGUUCUGUUCGAAUACUAAAUCGUUUAACAAAAAUAUUAGAUUUAUUUCAUCAUUUAGUUAAACUUGGUUUACCAUAUUAUUUAUCAACAUAUUUUCAUAAAAAUCCAUUUAGUUCAAUACGAACAAAUAUUGAUCAAUAUUUAAUACAAAUAUUAUUAAAUGAUAAUCGUUCAUUUUUUCAACAAUUAUCAUGGAUAAAUGACGAUCAACGUCUAAUAACUAUUGAAUUUGUAUUAUUAAAAAAUAUUGAACAUAAUUUAAAUACACCUUUUGUAAUUAAUGAAGUGAUUCGAUUAUUAAAUACUAGUUCAACAAAUGAGACAGAUAAAUUUCACACAUUAUUAACAGUUGUAGCUACAAUAAAAGAACCAUAUUUGAAACGUAUUAUGCUUGAUGAAUGUAAUGGUCUUGACUAUCUUUUAUAUAAUUUAACAAUUAAAGAAAAUACCAUUGCUUGUGCAUGGGGAUUUCAUAAAUUAUUAUCUCGUUGUCCAAAACCAUCAACAGAUUAUGUAAAAGAUUUCAUCAUUCAAUUGAAAGCACAUUCUCAUCCGUCAUCUGUAAUAUCAACAGAUGAGCCAAGAGAUAUUCAGCUGUGUAUUAUUGAUGAAUCACCAUCAUCUAAUUUAAUUUUUGUUAAUUCAAAACUUUUAUCAUUACAUUCAAAAUAUUUUCAAACAUUAUUUAAUUGUGAAUUUUCUGAACAUAAUCAACAGAUAAUUAAUAUUCAUUUACCAUUAUCAAUAUCAUUUCAAAGCUUUAAAUAUCUCAUUGAUUUAAUUCAUAAUGAUAUUGUUGAAACGGAUUAUUCUCAAAUAAAAGAUUUAUAUUCAUUAUGUGAUCAUUUUCUAUUUGAUUAUUUGCCAUAUAGAUUAAGUUAUUUAAUACUUGAACAAAUACUGAACAAUCCAACUUCUUCUGGUAUAUAUUCACUAUUUGAUGAUGAUGAUGAUAGAUGGUCUAUUUUGUCAAAACCAAAUUUAAUUUCUUGUUUAUUAUGCGCUUAUGUACAACAUUUAUUUACAAUAACUGAUGAUGACACAAAUUUAGCUUGUUAUAUUCGAUUUUUUAGAAAAUAUUCAACAUUAAAACUUCGUAAUACAUUAAGAAUUAUAACGAAAUGUUUUAUCUAUCGUACAUGUUGGUUUGAAAAUGAUUCAUCACCAUUUUAG